Messenger RNA from Anguilla anguilla (European eel), 3540 nucleotides. It is a transcript of the gene map7d1a, whose product is annotated as MAP7 domain containing 1a. The transcript has 19 exons. The record is from RefSeq and is a predicted model, not a curated record. Gene Ontology annotation, biological process: microtubule cytoskeleton organization. Lineage: Eukaryota; Metazoa; Chordata; Actinopteri; Anguilliformes; Anguillidae. The coding region runs from base 418 to 2916 and encodes 832 amino acids. Gene Ontology annotation, cellular component: microtubule cytoskeleton.
AGCUGUUGUGGUGUGGCGUGAAUAGUUCCUCUCUCUCUUCUUUUUUUUGGUUUUACGAAGUUUUCUUUUCUUGUCGCCGCAUCAUUAGGGGAAAAAACAAGAAAAGGGGAUAUUUUGGCUUCUUCGUCUCAAGGACUUUAUUUUACGCCGCAGUUUUACAUUUGUAACUUUUUUUGAUUCAUUUAACUUAAUUUUUGUGGGUUUUUUCACCCCUUUUUCAAGACACCAGUUCAUCCCACCCCCCUCCCUUCUUCAUUUCCAGCGUUUUCCAUUGGGAAAGCGGGGUAGCUCUGGGCGUGCUGUCGACUGAGUAGAGUGAGUGACUAAAACCCAAGUUUUUUUCACCGCUGCCGCCGGAGGAAUGAUAGCUACGACCAGAGAGGCAGAGCCGAGAAGCGCGUGAUUGAAUUCUGAAAAAUGGAAUGCAAAAAUAUCGACACCGGUCUGGAGGAAGCGCCACUGCCAGUUGAAAAAUCUAUCCUGUCUGCUCCAGACGUCGGUCCUAAAGACGAGGAUGGAGAGGGGGUGAAGGCCCCCCCGAAAACAGACACCCCCACAAAAUGUGACCCCGCCUCGCUCGCCGAGACCCCCACAAAAUCUGACCCCGCCCCCCUCGCUGAGACCCCCACAAAAUCUGACCCCGCCCCCCGCGCUGAGACACCCACAAAGGGGGAGAGCAGUCUGAGGGCGGAGACCCCCACGAAACGGGACACGCCCUCCACCCCCGGGCCGAGCGGCAGCCCCCGCCCCAAAAAAGAUGGGCUUAAAUCGGAAGACCGACAGAAACAGGCGAAAGAGCGUCGGGAGGAAAGGGCCAAAUACCUGGAAGAGCAGACGCACCUGCAAGCGGCAAAGAAGUCGCAGUGGCUGGAGAAGGAGGAGAAGGCGCGGCAGCUCCGGGAGCGGCAGCUGGACGAGCGGCGGCGCCGGCUGGAGGACCAGCGGCUGAAGGCCGAGAAACGCAGAGCCGCCCUGGAGGAGCGCCAGCGACAGAAACUGGAGAAGAACAAGGAGAGGUACGAGGCGGCCAUCCAGCGCUCCAGUAAGAAGACAUGGGCCGAGAUCCGCCAGCAGCGGUGGUCCUGGGCCGGGGGGCUCAGCCAGAACUCCAGCCAGCGCGAAAUCGCGCUCUCUCCGGUUGCAGGCAGAUGCUCGGUCUCGGCGGUGAACCUGCCGAAACACGUGGACUCGGUUAUUAACAAGAGGCUCUCCAAGUCCUCUGCCACCCUCUGGAACUCCCCCAACAGAACCCGCAGCCUGCAGCUGAGCGCGUGGGAGAGCAGCAUCGUUGACCGGCUGAUGACCCCGACCCUGUCCUUCCUGGCCAGGAGCCGCAGCGCAGCCAGUGUGCUGAGCAAGGACGCCCAGUCUCCACUGUGCCCCCGCUCUGCGUCGGCCAGCCCACUGACGGUGUGUAACCACCACCGCCACCCCCACCACCGCUACUCCGAGCGCUGGAAGGUCUCGGCCAGCACCCCCGACAUCACCCAGCGCCAGAGGAGGCGGGACUCCACGCCGCUGGAGAAGAAAAAGAAAGAGAAGAAGGACAAGGAGAGGGAGAACGAGAAGGAGAGGAGCGCUCUGACGAAGGAGAGGGUGCUGAAAAAGAGACAGUCCCUCCCCAGCAUUAAACACAGAAGUGAGCCCAGCACCAGUCCUCUGUCCAAAAACCUGCCGGCCUCGCCCAGCACCCACAAGGGGCGGCCCUCUUCCCCCAGUCCCGCCGUGUCCCCCAAACCCCCCUCCGCCCGCGGGACCCCCUCCGUCCCCAAAACGCGCCCCAGGAGAGCCCAGACCCCCGCCAGGGUUGAGCCCAGGACGGCCUCCCCCGUCGCCUUGGAGACCACCAGAUCGUCACGCCGACCGGCCACUCCCGAUGAGGCCAAGGGCUCUGCCGCCGUCCCCUCCAUCGUGGUGUCCUCCGCCCCGGCCACGCCCCCUUCCCUCAGCGCACCAAUCACGGUGGCGGCCGCGGCGACGGCCUCGCCCUCCCCCUCCCCCUCGAGCUCGGAGCAGGGCGCGGGGGGCCCCAGUACCCCGUCGGGCAAGGCCACGGCGGGCACCACGAACCCCGAGGAGGCGGCCCGCACCCUGGCGGAGAAACGGCGGCAGGCCCGCGAGCAGCGGGAGCGCGAGGAGCAGGAGCGGCGCCUGCAGGAGGAGCGGGAGCGUGUUCUCCGCGAGGAGCGCGUGGCGCGGGAGGCGGAGGAGCGCAGGCUAAGGGAGGAGGAGGCGCGGCACAUGCAGGAGGAGCAGAAGCAGCGGGACGAGGCCCAGCGGCUGCAGGAGGAGAAGGAGGCGCAGGAGAGAGCUCUCGCCGAGCAAGAGGAGAAUCUGCGUCUGCAGAAACAGAGAGAAGAGGCUGAGGCCAAAGCUCGGGAGGAGGCCGAGAAACAGCGUCUGGAGAGAGAGAAGCACUUCCAGAAGGAGGAGCAGGAACGCCUGGAGAGGAAGAAGCGUCUGGAGGAGAUCAUGAAGAGGACGCGCAAGACGGACGCGGGAGAGAAGAAAGAUGCCAAACCUCCAUCUGCCGCCCAGCUUAACGGCAAAGAUGCCAAACUGGACACACAGAGCAGCAAAGCCUCUGCGGAGUACCAGCCUAGCUCUGGGGCGGCGCUGUCCAAUCAGGAGGCCGAGGAGGUCCAAUCACAGAGCAAUGUGACAGACAGCCCUGCUGUUCCUGUCCUGAAUGGGGUCCAGCCCAUCAAGCAUGAGAAUGGGCUGUCCAGCAAGGGGGAGGCCGGCGACUUCGAGGAGAUCAUCACGUUGUCCAAUCACAGUGACAGCAACGGUGGGGGGCGGGAGAAGCCUGAGAGUGACGCACCGGCCGAGCCAAUCCUGGCCUUUGAGGGCGGGGAACCCUUCCUGAAGAAAGCAGGCACCAUGAAGCCCCAGCACGUAGCAGAAGUGCUGUGAAAGAGGACCUGGUCCUGAAAGACGAGCCUUACGCCACCUGGGCAAUCGAUCGAGCGAGCGAGCGAGCAAGUUGGGGUGGCGGGGCGGGGCUUAGGAGAGAGGAAGGGGAGGGGCCUCAGCCCCAGCGUUCCGCAACCACACAGCUUACACACAGAACUCUGCCAAACGACAUCAUCCCGACCCCUCUGUCCGUCAUGCAUCAGUUGCCACGCCCACUUCUUUCCCCGAGCGGGGGGGGGGGGCGGGGAAGCAGCCAAUCAGACGUGUUUGUAUAUCUCCACCCCCUGGCGGCAUGGCGCACCAGUGCUACCUUUCACUGAAACGUGCCACGCCCGUUUUGCCAUGCACCUUAAGAGACUGACAGCAGCAUCAUGCAUCGUAGACCAUCAGACCGGAAAGUAAAUACACACAGUAUCUGUCCAUUACAAGUACAAUUAUUGUUAUUAUUAUUAUUCUUGAGUUCGACAACAAAAAAAAAAUGGAAAAAAAGAAAAAAUGAAAGUGUGCUGGUUAUUUUUGUCUUUAAUGAUUUAGUUAUUUAACUUGAAGAGAAAUGUAACUACUGGGUACAGUGUAUGUGAAUAAUGUAAAGGAACCUGUGGAAUAAAAGGUUUAAGAAAGGGA